Cynara cardunculus var. scolymus (artichoke) is the source of this 4015-nucleotide messenger RNA. RefSeq lists its product as uncharacterized. The record is from RefSeq and is a predicted model, not a curated record. The transcript has 11 exons. Gene Ontology annotation, biological process: signal transduction. NCBI's taxonomy places the organism in Eukaryota, Viridiplantae, Streptophyta, Magnoliopsida, Asterales, Asteraceae. The coding region runs from base 245 to 3760 and encodes 1171 amino acids.
CAUCUCUCUCUUCACUUUCUCUCUCUAUAUGUCGAUUGUGUAUGUAUAAUUUUGUGUGUGUGUGUUAGUGUGUGUAUGGUUCCAUAGACUACGCGUGUGCAUUCGGGAGAAUAUUUAUAUCCGUCCACAUACAACUCCUAAAUCAUUUUGAACUUCUUUCUCAAAACAGUAAAGUGUGUUUGAUCGAUUCUGAAGGGGGUUUAUAUCCAAAUUGAUUUGUAAUAAUCGUUGAUUAGAGUUAUUGAUGGAGGUUGGAGUGGAUAAUUCACUGGAGACCGUCGGAGUUGCGAUGGAAUUUCCGGUCGUCGACGGUACAGGGGUAUCAUCGCCUCCAACUUUGCCGCCUAGGCUUCGACGGAGACUCACCGAAACAAAGGCUUCUCCUUGUAGUUUUGAAGAAAUUGAAGCUAAGCUUCGAGAUGCAGAUCUUCGUCGACAGAAAUUUUAUGAGCAUUUAUCAAGCAAAGCGCGACCAAAGCCCAGGAGUCCUCCACAAUCUGCAUAUGAGGAAAACCUUGGUCAACGUCUCCAGGCAAAGCUCCUAGCUGCUGAACAGAAAAGGUCGAGUAUUUUGGCAAAAGCUCAGCUGCGUCUAGCUAAGCUGGAUCAGUUGCGACAAGCAGCAAGGACUGAGGUAGAAGUGCGUGUAAAGAAGGAAUGUGCAGAGCUUGGUACAAAAGUGGAAUUGCGUGUGAGGCAGGCGGAGACGAACAGAAUGAGAAUCCUAAAAGCCUACAGGCAACGGAGGGCCACAUUAAGGGAGAGGACAUCUCAAUCUCUUACAAGAAGGAUUGCACGGGAGAGUAAGUACAAGGAGCGUGUUUGUGCCGCAAUUUGUCAGAAGCGCGCAGCAGCUGAGAAGAAAAGGUUGGGAUUACUGGAAGCUGACAUGGAAAAGGCACAUGCUAGGCUUUUACAAGUAAGAAGGGUAGCCAAAUCAGUCUCUCAGCAGCGAGAGAUUGAAAGGAGGAGAUUGAGAGAGAGAGUGGAAGAUAAGCUACAAAGGGCAAAGAGACAGAGAGCAGAGUAUUUAAUGCAGAGAGCCAGACUACAUAAUUCUAUAGGUGUUAAUUGGACCAAGAAAAUGCAGAAGCAAGCUGACCAUCUUUCUAGAAAAUUAGCAAGGUGCUGGAGAAAAUUUCUUAAGCGGAGGACCACCUUUGAUUUGGCCAAAAGUUUCUCUGUUCUAAACAUCAACGAGGAUCAUGUAAAAUCAAUGCCAUUUGAGCAAUUUGCACUUCUGAUUGAAGCACCCUCUACGCUUCAGACUACAAAAGCAUUACUUGAACGGCUGGAGAUACGUUACAAAGCUUUGAUGGGCACCACAUCUAGCAUCAAUUUCCAUGGUCAGGAUGACAUUGAUCACCUUCUUAGACGAGUUGCUUCACCUAGUAGAAGGACCACACCUAGAAGAAUCAGCCGUGAUAGACAUCUAAAGAAACCAGUGACCACCAGAACAGUCCCCAAAACACCUGUCAAGUUAUCAAGAUACCAAGUUAGAGUAGUGCUAUGUGCCUACAUGAUUCUGGGUCAUCCUGAUGCUGUUUUUAGUGGCCAAGGGGAGCGCGAGACUGCUUUAGCCGAGUCUGCCAAGAAGUUUGUCGAAGAAUUUGAGGAGUUGAUCAAUAUAGUAGUAGAUGGACAUCUGCAGAACUCUGGUGAAGAGUCUAAAUGUGCAUUUCCUAGACACACCUUCAGGUCACAGCUUGCAGCUUUUGAUUCUGCAUGGUGUUCUUACCUGAAUAGCUUUGUGGUAUGGAAGGUUAAGGAUGCCGAGUCUUUGGAGGAGGAUUUGGUGAGGGCUGCAUGCCAGAUGGAAAUCUCUAUGAUGCAAAAGUGCAAGCUGACACCUGAAGGAGAUGGUGCUGAUCUUACACAUGAUAUGAAAGCUAUUCAGAAACAGGUUACUGAAGAUCAGCAACUCUUGAGGGAAAGAGUAAUGCACCUGAGUGGUGAUGCUGGGUUAGAGCGUAUGCGGAAUGCUCUUUCUGAUACACGAAUAAAAUACUUCCAAGCAAAGGAGAAUGGUAGCCCCAUUGGGUCACCAGUUGCACAUAUACCACCAUCUCCUUCCUUGCGGCUAACACCAAAUGCUGCUGACUCUGACAAAAGGAACAAAAAUGAAGAGACCAACCGUGUGGUUCGCUCCCUAUUCAAAGAUGAUGCUUCCAAGCCACUGCAAAAAGAUGUUGGCUCCUCUACUGCUAGCAGCAAAUCUCUAGAAAGCCAGGUAUAUCAAUCUGGUGAAAUGCUCAGCAUGGAGAACGAAUUGAUCGUAAAUGAAUUUGUUCAUGGUCAGCAUUACUCAUCUGCCACCAGUUCGAAUGUUACUGAUGAAGACCAGACAGUGGUCAAGGUACGACAGACGAUGGAAAAAGCUUUUUGGGAUGAUAUAACUGAUUCUAUACGGCAGGAUAAUUAUGAUCGUGUUGUUGAACUGAUGAAGGAAGUGAGGGAUGAACUUUGUGAGAUGGCUCCUCAGAGUUGGAAACAAGAGAUUAUGGAAGCUAUUGAUGUGGUUAUUCUUUCUCAGUUGUUGAAUUCCGGCAGUUUAGAUAUGGAGUAUCUUGGAAAAAUCAUGGAGUUUGCAUUGGUCAGCCUGCAGAAGCUUUCAGCUCCAGCAAAUGAAAUCAAUCUUAAGGAUGCCCACCAAAACGUUUUAAGAGAACUAGCUGAUAUAUGCCGAGCAGACGAUUCUAACCAUUCACAUGCGAUAGCAUUGGUCAAGGGUUUGCGCUUUGUCCUCGAGCAGAUACAGGUGCUCAAGCAAGAAAUUAGCAGCGCUCGUAUUAAGAUUAUGGAACCGUUACUAAAGGGGCCCGCUGGGUUAGAAUACCUAGGAAAAGCGUUUGCAAAGCGGUUUGGUCCACCAUCUGAUGCGUCCACUCGUCUUCCAUGGACCAUGAGGUGGCUUUCAUCUGUAGGGCCCAGCUACGAUCAGGAUUGGAGUGACCACACACAGAUCCUUUCGGGUUUGCAGGGUGGUUCACCAUCGGAGAAGUUUGUUAUGCCUUCCACUGCUCUUAGAACUGGUGGAAGCUUCUCUAGUGGACUGCAAACUUCAACUCCUAUUUCUGUAACAGAUGCUGCAGACAAUCAAUUCCCAGAAUGCAAGGGAGAAAAACGAGAUCUGCUAGUGAGGCUUGGUUUGAUGAAGCUGGUGAAUGAUGUUUAUGGUGUGACACAGGAGGAGUUACCUGAGACUUUGAAGCUCAACUUUCUUAGGCUAAGGGUCAUUCAGGCUCAACUUCAGAAAAUCAUUGUGACUGCUACCAGCAUUCUAGUCCUUCGACAAACACUUCUAAUGGAACAAUUGAUAUCAAACCCCGAGGACAUGGAGAGCACGCUGCAACGAUGUUCUACACAGCUCUUGCAGAUUCUGGACACGGUGGAGAGCGCAGGCCUUGAGGAGAUCGUUGAAGUUCUUAGCAAAACCACAGAUGGUUUUGAUCAAACCAACGAUCCAACAAAAACCAAGUCCAGAAGACUUGUGAUGGCUAGAAUGCUAAGAAAAAGUGUACAAGCCGAGGACCCUGUUUUUGUCAAGGUGUCUAGAGCGGUGUAUUUGGCUACCCGAGGGGUUGUACUUGGCGGCGGCGGCAACCGUGGAAGACAACUGUCGGAGAUGGCGCUCCGGCAAGUGGGGGCGGCUGCUCUGAGUGGUAGAGUGGUGGAAGCCGGGAAGAUGUUGGGAGUUAUGGCGAGUGUAAGCCAGAGUAUUCAUGGCCCGUGGUAUGACCACUUGAUCAAGAACGUGUGAAAAAAGUGCGAGUAUUGGAGUUGUUUGGUUUGUACAUAAACGUGGUUUGGGGGGUUAAAUACGUGAUUUGUGUAGAGUAGCAAAUAGAAUGUAUAAAUUGGGCACUGAAUCCAUCCAUAUAUGUAAAGGGAAUGAAUAAACGAUACUCGUAUGUCGAUAUUAAACUCUCGAGAACGGUUGGAUGUUCUGCUCUUGAGGGGGGUUAUCGGCAUUCGAGAUUUGGUAAUGGUUGUGAAUGCAGGCAUCCUUAUCGCU